Molecule: messenger RNA, 2483 nt
Organism: Chroicocephalus ridibundus (black-headed gull)
Lineage: Eukaryota; Metazoa; Chordata; Aves; Charadriiformes; Laridae
Gene: SLC38A7
Product: solute carrier family 38 member 7
Exons: 11
Coding region: 946-2334 (462 amino acids)
Biological process (GO): amino acid transmembrane transport
Molecular function (GO): L-asparagine transmembrane transporter activity; L-glutamine transmembrane transporter activity
Source: RefSeq, a predicted model, not a curated record
ACCAGGGCCUCGCUUCUCCCGGAGCGGGGCGGCGGCGGGGCCCCCGCGGGUCUGUCGGGUCACCCUCGGGGGAAGAGGCGGCUCUGGUUGUCGCCGGCGUGGUGGCUUUGCCGGGGGUAGAAGGACAGCCGGGCGCCCGGCGGCAUCCUCCUCCCACCCCCUUCCUCGCCCGGGCGGGGGUUCGGCCAAAGCGGACGCCCGUGUCACCAUGGGUGACAGCAGACCCACCGGCCUGGGGACCGGGGACCUGUCGCAGACCUGCGGGGUGUUUCUCCAGAAACCUCUGAAGAGGAUUCGUACUCCAGCCUGGGGUUUAAAUAGCCUAGAAAAAAGGGGAAAAAGAUAUUUUCCUUGAAAAGAGAUUUCCUUUGGCUGUGUAGGUCCCCGCGAAGCCCUGCCAGGUUGGGAGGGUUGAGAUCUCCUUCAGCUUGGGGCCACUGGGGUGAGACCUAGGCCGCCCAACCCCCGAGGGCUGCGGUGCUGGAAACACCAGGUCUUCGGGUCCAUAAGCUUCUGAGACAUCUCGUGCCAAUGGUCACCCUGGGGUGGCACUGGAAGGGGCAGGUCCUGCUUUUUCUGGCAACGCAACGUUUUGCUGCCUGCAUGGGUUGUUCCAGCGGAGCCCGGCCCUGACCUUUCCCCGGGAGCACGUGCGCAGCGGCUCUCGCAGAGCUGGCAGGAAUCGGGGUUGGAAAGCAGGAAGCGAGCCCUGACGCUAGGUCUCGUGCCCGCGGCGAGGCGAGUCCUGCCCUGUGCCUGCAGCUCCCCGCCAGCGUCCUCACAUUUGGGGGACAAGAGGAGCAGCUAAGUGGUUGACCGUUUGGUGCCCUCCCUGCCUGAUGGAGCCAGCGCUGGCGGACGACCUUCCUCGAGGUGGCCGGCAGAGCCCGGUGCAGGAGCUCUAGUGGGACAUCAACGGUGGCGUGUGCCACCCAAGGAGGGACGAUGGCUCAGGGCACCGGGAGCAUCAACAGCGACUACAAGGAUUGGGAGUGGAGCGCUGAUGCCGGGGAACGGGCCAGGCUCCUGCAGAGCCCCAGCGUGGAGACAGUGCCGAAGAGUGGAGAGAGCCAAGGAAAUGGCCUGGGGGCCACGUCAGCUUUGGGAGCCGUCUUCAUCGUGGUCAAUGCUGCCCUCGGGGCUGGGCUGCUCAACUUCCCCGCCGCCUUCAGCAUGGCCGGCGGCGUGGCUGCGGGCAUUGCGCUGCAGAUGUGCAUGUUGAUCUUCAUCAUCGGAGGCUUGGUCAUCCUGGCGUACUGCUCACAGGCCAGCAAUGAGCGGACCUACCAGGAGGUCGUGUGGGCUGUCUGCGGGAAGGUGCCUGGUGUGCUGUGCGAGGUGGCCAUCGCCGUCUACACCUUUGGCACCUGCAUUGCUUUCCUUAUCAUCAUCGGAGACCAGGAGGACAAGAUCAUUGCUGCUCUGGUGACGGAGCCUGAGGAAGCUGGGAGCGGCCGCUGGUACACGGACCGCAAGUUCACCAUCAGCAUCACCGCCUUCCUCCUCAUCCUGCCCCUCUCCAUCCCCAAGGAGAUUGGCUUCCAAAAAUACGCCAGCUCCCUAAGCGUGAUUGGCACGUGGUACGUCACGGCAGUCAUUAUCAUCAAGUACAUCUGGCCCGACAAGGAGCUUGUGCCUGUGGAGAUCCCCACCAGCCCCUCCACCUGGACAGCCGUCUUCAAUGCCGUGCCCACCAUCUGCUUUGGCUUCCAGUGCCACGUGAGCAGCGUCCCCGUCUUUAACAGCAUGAAGCAGCCAGAGGUGAAGACCUGGGGGGCAGUGGUGACGGCAGCCAUGGUGAUUGCUCUCUUCGUCUACACGGGCACUGGUGUCUGUGGCUUCCUGACCUUUGGAGCCGGCGUGGAGCAGGACGUCUUGCUGUCCUACCCCUCCAACGACAUCCCCGUUGCUCUCGCCCGGGCCUUCAUCAUCCUCUGCGUGCUGACGUCCUACCCCAUCCUGCACUUCUGCGGCCGGGCUGUCUUGGAGGGUCUCUGGCUCCGCUACACCGGGGUGACAGUGGAGGAGGAUGUGAUUCGGGAGCGGAGGAGGCGCCUGCUUCAGACCAUCAGCUGGUUCCUCCUGACCCUCCUCCUCGCUCUCUUCAUCCCCGACAUUGGCAAAGUCAUCUCUGUCAUCGGGGGCUUGGCUGCCUGCUUCAUCUUCGUCUUCCCAGGGCUCUGCCUGAUUCAAGCCAAGCUCUCUGAGAUCCAAGAAACCAGGGCGAUCAGCUGGUGGGCCCAGGUCAGCUACGGGGUGUUCAUGGUCACCCUCGGAGCAUUCAUCUUUGGACAGACCACUGCCAACGCCAUCUUUGUGGAUCUCACAGCCUGACUCCUCCUCCAGGCUGGACCGCGCUGCUGCUGUGGGGAUGCAGAUUUCCCCUAGGACCAAAGGGAUGCGGGGAGAAAACACGUUGGCAUGCUGGGAAGAUCCAAGAGGAGCGUUGCAAUGUGGGGCUUGGCUGAAAGAGCCCUGCGGUG